Molecule: messenger RNA, 1392 nt
Organism: Colletotrichum truncatum
Lineage: Eukaryota; Fungi; Ascomycota; Sordariomycetes; Glomerellales; Glomerellaceae
Source: RefSeq, a predicted model, not a curated record
AUGUCCAAUACAGACAAGUUGGCUAUUCCAGCCAGCCUGACCAUUCGGAAGUUGGAUCAUAACUUCAACAACGCCGAGGGAAACAUUCUGUUUUUCGAUCAAAUUGAGUUGCUCACUAUGUCAAAUCCACUUUGGCGUGAGUUUAUCGGAAACCGAAUGGCUCUGGAGCGGCGCUAUGGUGCGCUUCUUCAGAAAUACGAAGAAGCCUUUUCGAAUUAUUUUAGAGGUUACUUUCCAAUGGACUAUCGAUCGACUGGUCACGAUGCUAUGUUGCCUGACAGUAUUGUUAAACUUGUGUUGACUUUAGCAGAGCAUUCAUUAUCUGCAACGUCAACCUCGUCUGAUAGUGCUUCAAGUGAUACCAAGUCCAUUUUUGAAGAGUUAGGCUGGGAAGAUGUUCAGGCAAAGAAUCCCUGUUGGGCGCUCUUGUCAGACACCUAUGCUGCUGCUGUUGAGCCCCCAUUAGGAGGUUCGGUCAAAUCAGGACCUCGCUUCUUUAGCUCUCGAAAACACCACGGAAACAAUCCCAUAGUCCUUCACGUGGAUGGCGUAUCCGACCAUGAGUUGAAGAACCAGCUAAUCGAGGCCAAAGAAAAAGGCUGCAUUGGAGUAAUGGUAGAAAUCAUCGAAAACAACUACAGCGGGCGUGUUCUAAGCAUCGAAAUUCUCCGACGUCUGGCCGCACUAUGUGCAGAGGAGAACCUUCUGCUCGCUGUGGAUGAGACCCUUACGGCCAUCCGGUGUGGAUCUCCUUUUUCCUUCCAAAGAGAGGAGUAUUUCGACCUGCCGUCGCCUGAUAUCGUCUUCUUUGGCAGAUCUAUUGGUGUACAGGGCACUGCGAUUGCGUUUGAUGGCCAAUUCCUCAAUAGAUUUGGCAUCCUCGAAGGUUCACGCCAACGGGCGAUCCGGAAAUGGCAAAGUCAAUUCCACAAACCACUACCAACCGCAGAACUUGUCCAGGCAAUCUCUACCUUGAAGAUAUUGAUUCAAAGAAACUUCACCAUGUUAAGUCGCAUUAUCGGCCAAGCGAUCCGGACAUUCAUCCUUGAGCAGGUUGCUAAGAAAGGGCAGGACUUUCAGUCGCAGGACAUUCUCGGAGGGCUGGAAUCUUUGAUAUUCGUCAGAAAGGACAUUGCCGGUGAGUUCCUUGUCAUGGGAGCUAAAACCGGGCAACCGAGUGAGGUGCUGGAGGAGGUCAUUGGGUGUUCAAGCGAGCAGGCUCGCGAAGACCUCUCAAAAUUACUUCUUCAGAAGGGUGCAAAGCCUAGUUGGUGCUUUUGGUGUGGAAAUCCGACCACAAGUAAAAAGGACGAUUGGUGCCAGCGGUGCUGCAUCGGUGUCUGUGACCAAGAGGUUUGCGGUCGUCAUUUAUCCCACCAUACCCACGUUUGA